AUGGGCGUCACACCUCAAUCCAGCACAAGGGGGAGCAGGCCCCCCGUCUGCUCCCUCGAGAGCGUGAAUCACUCGCGCCUCCUCUCCCAGGAGCCCAGAGAGGUUCAGAAGCUUCUUCGCUGCUGCCAGUCGUCGCGCUUCUUCUACCUGGACCUGCAGGAUAUCGAUGGACGACGGGUCGUGGGUGAUAAAAGGUUAUUCGAUCGUCCGAUUCCGGACAAGAUGGGUGCUGGACACUUCUUUGCAGAAACAGAAGAAAUUACUCCAAAAACCGCACAAUGCCUAUUGGAUCCGGUGCAAACGUCAAAAAACCUAUGUGGGUUGUUUUCAAAAGCUUCGGAGCAAAGCUCUAAGAAGAAUGCAGAGUGA
This is a messenger RNA of Paracoccidioides brasiliensis Pb18, 369 nucleotides long. RefSeq lists its product as uncharacterized. The transcript has 2 exons. The coding region runs from base 1 to 369 and encodes 122 amino acids. The record is from RefSeq and is a predicted model, not a curated record.